Molecule: messenger RNA, 321 nt
Organism: Angiostrongylus costaricensis
Lineage: Eukaryota; Metazoa; Nematoda; Chromadorea; Rhabditida; Metastrongylidae
Source: the annotation of a GenBank genome assembly
AUGAUGGAUUCUGUUGAUCGAUCACCAUCGAAUUUGAUAGGAAUCGCUGGUGACCAUGUGACGCGAUCGUGUCACAACUGCUCAACAUUUCCCGGCUGUAAUGCGCUUCGUCCUAAAGCUCCACCGCCUCCAUUUAUCAGGUCAACGUUCUUCCAGGAAACAGUCCCAUUUUUGACUUUCGAUUUCCCGAUUGGAGAGUCAAGUCCUCCCAUUAUGCACGCCAGUCGUAUCGUAGGAAAAGAAAGCGAUGCCACGGCUGAACAACAAUUUCCACCUCUGAGUGUAUACCUUGUCGAUAUGAUCGGUACUGAAGCUGAGUAG